This is a messenger RNA of Leptinotarsa decemlineata (Colorado potato beetle), 7510 nucleotides long. RefSeq names its product dynein heavy chain 8, axonemal kl-3 (gene kl-3). Gene Ontology annotation, biological process: microtubule-based movement. NCBI's taxonomy places the organism in Eukaryota, Metazoa, Arthropoda, Insecta, Coleoptera, Chrysomelidae. Gene Ontology annotation, molecular function: dynein intermediate chain binding; ATP binding; minus-end-directed microtubule motor activity. Gene Ontology annotation, cellular component: axonemal dynein complex. The record is from RefSeq and is a predicted model, not a curated record.
AUGCGUUACGUCGCAGCCUUCAUCGCAUCGAGAGAGGUCCACUAUGAUUUUGGUCUACGGAACAUUCUGUCAGUUUUGCGAACUCUGGGAGCUCAGAAGAGGGCAAACCCAAAUGAAACUGAAGACGUCGUGGUCAUGAGAGUGCUGAGAGACAUGAAUUUGAGCAAACUAAUCGACGAAGAUGAACCCCUCUUUCUCUCUCUCAUCGAAGACAUGUUUCCUGGCAUAAAAUUAACGACGAAAACCUGGAAAGAUUUGCAGAAAGCUAUAAUUAAUCAAUGUGCGGAAAUGGGUCUGGUGAAUUACCCCUCUUGGAAUUUGAAAGUCAUCCAAUUGUAUGAAACUUCCUUGGUGCGCCAUGGUCUAAUGGUGCUAGGACCUACUGGAGCCGGGAAAACGAAGUGUAUGAGCUGCUUGAUGAGGUCGAUGACAGAAACUGGUUUACCCCACAAAGAACUGAGAAUGAAUCCCAAGGCCAUCACAGCACCUCAAAUGUUCGGUAGACUGGAUGUAGCUACAAAUGAUUGGACCGACGGGAUAUUCUCUACAUUGUGGAGAAGGACGCUGAAGUUCAAAAAAACUGAUUUUUGUUGGCUGGUUCUUGAUGGUCCAGUGGAUGCCGUCUGGAUAGAAAACCUCAAUUCAGUUUUGGACGAUAAUAAAACUUUGACGUUAGCUAAUGGUGACCGCAUAGUAAUGGCAGCCAAUUGCAAGCUAGUAUUCGAACCGGAUAACGUCGAUAACGCCAGCCCUGCGACGGUUUCCCGGAUGGGAAUGGUCUUCAUGAGUUCUUCCGUCCUUCCUUGGUCGCCGAUUCUGGAAGCUUGGUUGAAAACCAGAUCCCAACAAGAAGCGGACACACUCAGAUCAUUGUUCAAUAGAGUGUACGGAGAUCUACAUACUUUCGUUCAAACUAGGCUCAAAGCGAAAAUGUUUGUGAGAGAAGCUCUCUAUAUAAGACAGUGCUAUGACGUUCUGCAGGGCAUUUUGGAUAUAUCUGAUGAACCAAAAGUUUGGACGGACAAACAACUCGAACGUCUGUUUUUGUUUUCUACAAUGUGGUCUCUGGGAGCUAUUUUGGAAUUAGACGACAGGGCCAAACUAGAAGAGUUCGCCCUGGCCCAUCCGUCCAAACUAGACUGGCCGAAAUGUAAUGAAAAUGAAACAAUUUUCGAGUAUGUCGUCAACCCCGAAAACGGCAGGUGGGAACAUUGGUCGCGUAGAGUCGAGGAAUUUGUCUAUCCCACCGACAGUAUAUUAGAAUUCACAAGUAUAUUGGUACCAAAUGUGGACAAUGUGAGAACGGCAUUUUUGAUACAUACUGUUGCGAAACAAAAUAAAGCUGUACUGCUCAUAGGCGAGCAGGGUACGGCAAAAACCGUAAUGAUAAAAGGAUAUACAUCAACAUUCGACCCGGAAUAUAAGUUGAACAAGUGUUUCAAUUUUUCAUCUGCAACAACUCCGAAUAUGGUGCAACGAAUUAUCGAAUCUUAUGUAGAUAAAAGAGUUGGCACAACUUAUGGCCCGCCAGCAGGUAAAACUUUAACAAUAUUCAUCGACGACAUCAAUAUGCCUGUCAUCAAUGACUGGGGAGACCAAAUCACGAAUGAAAUCGUAAGACAGUGCAUGGAGUCUGGAGGUUUCUACAGUUUGGACAAACCUGGCGAUUUUUCGUACAUAGUCGACGUAAUGUUUUUGGCAGCUAUGAUUCACCCUGGUGGAGGCAGAAACGAUAUUCCACAUAGACUGAAACGACAAUUCUGCGUAUUCAAUUGUACAUUGCCCAGCAUCGUGUCUAUGGACCUCAUUUUCAAACAAAUCGGUUGCGGUUACUUCUGCAUUGAGAGAUUCACUCAAGAAAUCGUCGAUUUCUUGCCAGUUUUCGUCCCUCUCACCCGUCACCUUUGGCAAAAUGUUAAGAAGAAGAUGCUACCUACACCGGCAAAGUUCCAUUACGUUUUCAAUUUACGAGAUUUGUCGAGAAUUUGGCAGGGGAUAUUAACAGUUCAGAACCUAGAAUGUCAAACGAAAUCGAAACUCAUAAAACUUUGGAAGCACGAAUGCACUCGAGUUAUUGCGGAUAGAUGUACUGAAGAAAGUGAUCGUACUUGGUUCGUGAAGGCAAUGCGAACCCAAGCUGAAGAAGAGCUCGGAGAAGACUUCCAGUACUACGAGGACGAAGACUCAUAUUGGGUUGAUUUUCUUCGAGAACCACCUGAAGCCACAGGUGACGAGCCCGACGAUUUCAGUUUCGAAGCUCCCAAAGUAUACGAAGAAAUUCCUAGUUGGGAAUUUCUCAAGGAAAAAUUAUUCAGUUUCAUGGACCAAUACAACGAAGCAGUGAGAGGUGCAACAAUGGACAUGGUUUUCUUCCGAGAUGCAAUGAUUCAUCUCAUGAUUAUAUCGAGAAUAAUAAGAACGGCGAGAGGAAAUGCCCUUCUCGUUGGAGUAGGUGGAUCAGGGAAGCAAAGUUUGACAAGGCUCGCUUCAUUCAUUGCAAACUAUAAAAGUUUUCAGAUACAACUAACCAGGACUUACAACGUCGGCAAUUUGAUGGAUGACAUGAAGUUUCUUUAUCGUCAAGCAGGUUUGGUGGGCUCCGGUAUUACAUUCAUCUUCACUGAUAACGAAAUAAAAGAAGAAACUUUUCUGGAAAGCUUGAAUAACAUUUUAAGUUCUGGUGAAAUCGCCAAUCUCUUCGCGAAAGAUGAAUUGGACGAAAUACAAUCUGAGCUGAUACCGGUGAUGAAAAAAGUUUUCCCUAGAAGACCUCCGACUGUAGACAAUCUCUAUGAUUUCUUCCUUUCUAGAGCUAGGUCGAAUUUGCAUGUUACCCUAUGUUUCUCGCCUGUGGGAGAAAAAUUCCGAAGCAGGGCUUUGAAAUUUCCCGGUCUCAUAUCGGGUUGCACGACAGAUUGGUUUUCAAAAUGGCCCGAAGACGCUCUAAUAGAAGUUUCGUCCCAUUUCCUAAUGAACUAUACAGUAGUCGCCACGCCAGACAUCAAGCAAGAGCUUGUUCUCAUUAUGGCGGAAAUCCAGGACGGCGUAUCGGAAUUCUGCAAUCAAUAUUUCAACAAGUUCCGCAGAAGGACAUACGUGACUCCCAAAACUUUCAUAUCUUUCUUAGCGGCGUACAAAACUUUGUACAAGAAAAAGCUAGAUGAAAUUGGAGUGAUGGCACAGCGUAUGAAGACAGGUUUAAAAAAGUUGGUUGAAGCUCAAGUUAGUGUGGAUGAACUACGAAAAGAACUGUCUGUCAAAGAAGUUGAAAUGAAUGUGGCUACUGAGAAAGCAGAAGUUGUUCUAAACGAGGUACUCGCUGCUUCUGAAGUUGCCAACAAAAUAAAAGAAGAAGCACUGGUUGUCAAAGAACGAGCUGAGAAUCUUGUAGGGAUAAUUAGUGUAGACCAGAAAGAAGCUGAAGGUAAACUUAUGGCUGCAAAACCUGCACUGGAUGCUGCAGAACAAGCUUUGCUCACCAUCAAAGCAGCAGAUAUCGCAACGGUAAGGAAACUGGGAAAACCGCCCUAUUUGAUCACCCUCAUUAUGGACGCGGUGCUGAUUUACUUCAAAAGGAAAGUAGAACCUGUGAAACCAGACCCGGAUAAGAAUUUCUUGGUACCGUGUUGGUCUGAGUCUCUUAAAGUAAUGGCUGAUUCAGCAUUCUUGAGGAAACUGCAAGAAUAUCCCAAGGACACGAUAAAUGCCGAAACUGUUGAUCUGCUUGUUCCUUAUUUCAACUAUCCUCAGUACACUUAUGAAGCAGCGAAAACCGCAUGUGGAAAUGUUGCUGGUCUUAUAUCUUGGACGAUAGCGAUGGCGGCAUUUUUCGACGUCAACAGGGAGGUUUUGCCAUUGAAGGCAAAUUUGGCGAUUCAACAAGCAAAACUGAGCAAAGCUGAAGAGGAGUUGGGAGCUGCAAUGGAACUUUUGAGAGCUAAGGAAGAAGAAGUUAAAGAAUGUCAAGACCAAUACGAACAGGCAAUGCAGGGCAAACAGAAAAUUUUCGAAGAAGCUAUGGUAGUGAAAAACAAAAUGGACGCAGCCACAGCUUUGAUUAAUGGUUUGUCAGGCGAACGAAUUCGAUGGACUGACCAACUUGCUCAGUUCAAAGCGGAAACUGAGCGACUCAUUGGGGAUGUGGUUCUACUAACUGGGUUUUUAGGAUAUACCGGGCCUUUCAACCAAGAAUUCAGAAGUACAAUGCAACAGACGUGGUUGGACAGUUUGAUUAAGAAGAAGAUUCCAGUCACAUUGAGUCUGAAUAUUAUCGAUAGUUUAUCCGAUUCUGCAACUAUUGGAGAAUGGAACUUGCAGGGAUUGCCAACCGAUGACUUGUCCAUCGAGAAUGGUAUCAUAGUCACUACAGCUUCCAGAUAUCCUCUACUGAUAGAUCCUCAAAGUCAAGGAAAAUUCUGGAUCAAAGAGAAAGAAAAAGACAAUCAAUUAAUUGUUACUUCUUUGAAUCAUAAGUAUUUCAGGAAUCACAUCGAAGAUUCAGUCUCAUUGGGUUACCCGAUGAUCAUUGAAGAUAUAGGGGAAGAGUUAGACCCGGUUUUAGACAACGUUAUGGAGAAAAAUCUCAUCAAACUCGGUACUACGUACAAAGUGAAAGUCGGGGACAAAGAGGUCGAUUUCAACAACAACUUCAGGAUGUACAUUACCACCCGACUUGCUAAUCCUAACUACACUCCUGAAAUAUUCGCCAGAGCAUCGAUUAUUGACUUCACUGUUACUAUGAAAGGUUUAGAAGACCAACUCUUGGGCAGGGUUAUAUUGACUGAGAAAAAAGAACUCGAAACGGAAAGGACUAACUUGAUCAAAGAUGUGACUGCUAAUAAAAGGAAGAUGUUGGAAUUGGAGGCAAAUCUUCUGUAUAAACUCACUACAACUCAAGGUUCGUUAUUGGACGAUGAAACUGUUAUUGGCGUUCUGAACGUUACCAAGUCUACCGCGAACGAAGUGAAAGAAAAGUUGACGAUAGCAAAGGACACAGAGAUCAAAAUCAACCUGGCCAGGGAAGAGUUCAGACCUGUAGCCGCGAGAGGAAGCGUUCUAUACUUUUUAGUUGUCAGCAUGGCCAUGGUGAACGUCAUGUAUCAAACUUCAUUAGUUCAAUUUCUGGAAAGAUUCGACAUAUCCAUGUACCGAUCGGAAAAGACUCCGAUAAUAUCCAAACGAAUUAGUAACAUCAUCGAAUACCUCACGUACGAGAUAUACAAAUACAAAUCGAGAGGUUUGUACGAGGAACACAAAUACAUGUUGGUGUUGCUGAUGUGCCUCAGGAUAGACUUGGAAAGGGAGAAUAUCACGCACGAAGAAUUUCAGAACUUUAUCAAAGGCGGCGCUGCUUUGGAUCUUAAUGCUUGUCCACCCAAACCAGCCAAAUGGAUCACUGACAUGACUUGGUUGAAUAUAGUCGAGUUAUCCAAAUUGAGGCACUUCCAGUACAUCAUUCAACAGGUUUCUUCUAAUGACAAACAAUGGAAGAGCUGGUUUGAUAAAGAUGCUCCAGAAGAAGCCGUAAUACCAGAUGGAUAUAGUUCUUUAGAUACUUUCAGGAAGCUUUUGCUGAUAAGAUCUUGGUGCCCUGAUAGAACGAUUACACAGAGUAGGAAAUAUAUCGCCAGCUCAUUGGGUCAAAAAUUUGCCGAGCCGGUCAUUCUGAACAUGGAGGUACUUUUCAACGAAUCUCGCCCUUUGACGCCAAUGAUAUGUUUCUUGAGUAUCGGAUCAGACCCUACGCCUUACAUUGAACAGCUAGCAAAGCGAUUGGAACUCAAGAGCAAGUCUAUUUCUAUGGGCCAAGGACAGGAGGUACACGCCAGAAAACUGAUGACUGGUGCAAUGACUGAAGGAUAUUGGGCUCUACUCCAGAACUGCCACUUAUCUCUAGAUUACAUGAACGAAGUUCUAGGACAAUUCCUCGAAUUGGAAAAGGGCAUCGGCAGUGUGCAUCCAGACUUCAGGCUGUGGAUCACCACCGAAGUAACACACCAAUUCCCAAUAAGUUUACUGCAGAUCUGCAUCAAAUUCACCAAUGAAGCUCCAUCUGGCAUCCGAGCAGGAUUACUGAGAACGUACAGUUCCAUGAAUCAGGACUUGUUAGAUUAUUCCGAUGCGUGGCAGUACAUUCCGUUGGUGUAUGCCAUUUCCUUCUUGCACACGGUAGUGCAAGAAAGGAGGAAAUUUGGGCCGCUCGGCUGGAAUAUCCCGUACGAAUUCAACUCUGCAGAUUGGCUGUCCAGUGUUUUGUUCCUUCAGAACCAUUUGGAUGACAUCGACCCUAAACGGGGUAUCAGUUGGCAGACUCUCAGGUACAUGCUAGGAGAAGUCCAUUAUGGCGGAAGAGUCACAGAUGACUUCGAUAAAGUUCUGCUGAACACCUUUUGUAGAGUCUGGUUCAGUGACAACGUUUUUCACGAUGAUUUCAUUUUCUACAAAGGUUAUAAAAUCUUCAAGUUCAAGAAUACUUCGGAAUAUGUUACUCAAAUAGACGGUUUUGCAACAACUGAUCCUCCUCAAGCCUACGGUCUCCAUUCUAAUGCGGAUAUAACAUACCAGACGAACACCACUGUGGCCAUGUUCGACCAAAUGUUGGCCAUCCAGCCUAAGGAAUCUGGGGGUGGCGGUGGCGAAUCUAGGGAAAGCGUUGUCGGUUCACAAGCUAAAGACAUGUUGUCCAAAUUGCCAAAUAAUUAUGAUCCGUUCGAAGUGAAAGAAAGGUUACGAGCCAUGAAUCUAUUGAAUCCUCUAAAUAUUUUCUUGAGGCAAGAAAUAGACAGAAUGCAGAAAGUAAUAACCUUGGUAAGGGCUACACUCAGGGAUCUACUUUUGGCUAUCGAAGGAACAAUCAUCAUGAGUGAGGCAUUAGGUGAUGCUUUAGACAACAUUUACGAUGCUAAAGUGCCCGGUAUGUGGCUUCGUGGAUCAUGGGCAGCAAGCUCGCUUGGAUUCUGGUUUACUGAGCUGGUGGAACGAGAUACCCAAUUUAGAACAUGGUGCUUUUCUGGUCGACCUGCGAGUUUCUGGAUGGCAGGCUUCUUCAAUCCUCAAGGAUUCUUGACCGCCAUGAAACAAGAAGUAGCGAGAGCACACAAAGGCUGGGCCCUGGAUCAAGUGACGUUAUUCAACGAAGUUACGAAAAAUUCUAGAGAGGAAGUAACAAAUGCGCCACCGGAAGGAGUUUUAGUGUAUGGACUUUUCUUAGACGGUGCUGGGUGGGACAGACGUCUAGCCCGUUUGGCAGAAUCGAUCAAUAAAGUACUUUACACACUGAUGCCUGUUAUCCACAUAUUUGCUGUUUAUUCGACGGAUCCUAAGCCAUCAAAUCUAUACGUGUGUCCUGUUUACAAGAAAUCACGAAGAACUGGUCUCAACUUCAUCGUGCGUUUAUAUCUGAAUACAGCCAAACCACCGGAACAUUGGACUCUCAGAGGAGCAGCAUUACUUUGCGAUAUUCAAUAAAUGUCAAAUCUUAUACUAAUUUUAAAUAAAUAAUUUAAAUUUU